AUGGAUCAGAAAGUGACGGCUGUUACCCCGGUGGACAGCCACCAUCGAUUCCUGCUUGAUCGUAUCCCCAAUCAGUACGUCUGGGUCGUCCGUGGUGACAGUGAGCGCAAGCCAGUCGAUUCCAUGGAACCAGAACUCUUCGUCUCCAACCAUUAUGAAAUCCUAAAACUCCUCCGCAUCCAUGAUCUCCACAAGUCGUCUCCCGCACAAGGACUUUAUCUGGAGUGGUCCUUCGACGGCGAGAAGCAUGCCUGGGACUUCUUCUUGAAGCUUCGAGCUGACAGAGACCUCUUGAAGUUCUGGGACGUCAACAAGACGGCUCUUCUCAGACGUCGGUCCCGUCUUCACUUAGGCUUGGAAUGGCGGUCCUCUCGGCAAUCCGUCGAUGUAGCCGAGCAGAAGUUGGUAUCAAUUCAGAAGGCCAAGAUUCCUAUAUCCGUCGUCCUGACUUGGACCCGAUCAACCAUUACCUCUGUUGAGUCGAGUACUCAACAGGACAACUAUCUCGUCCUGAAACUCUUUGGGCGUCCUCUGAGAGUCGGUGAGGCUGAUGAAGAUCGAAUCCACCUCAUGUGGCCUUUCUUUGGCUGCAAGUCGAUCCUUGGGUACAAGGGUGGCUCUUGUGGCAAUUGUCUCUGGCAGCAAGACAAGCCGUGUUGCUAUGCCACAAUCAACAAGGGUGAUAAUGGAUUUGACUGGAAGGCAUCGUAUGACCCUGAUCAACAGGUCAAGAUUCCUGACCAGAAGAUGGUCCAGGAGAGCGUCGUAGCUCCCAGUCCCUGA
Pseudomassariella vexata is the source of this 783-nucleotide messenger RNA. RefSeq lists its product as uncharacterized. The transcript has 3 exons. The record is from RefSeq and is a predicted model, not a curated record. The coding region runs from base 1 to 783 and encodes 260 amino acids. NCBI's taxonomy places the organism in Eukaryota, Fungi, Ascomycota, Sordariomycetes, Amphisphaeriales, Pseudomassariaceae.